CGACGACAUCGCCGACCGACCAAACACAUCGAGCUCCGCGGCCAUCUGAUCCUCUGCAAUCUCCACGCCGCGCGCGUACAGGAUCGAACCGGUGAUUUCGAUUCCGAAGUGGAUGCCGGAGAGGAAGAAGGCUCGGUCGCGGCUCGCUGGCGUCCGGCUGGGGCGGUCGCCGGCGGGGCCCUCCUCGUCGCCGUCGCGAAGGCGCGGGAGCGGGAGCGGAGGUCGGAGGGUUCGGCUGGCGUUGCGCCACGCGGCGGCGUCGCGCUCGCGGCCGCGGCCGCGGGAGGGAAGGGCCCUCGCGCGCUCCGCGUCCGCGCCGGCGCUCUGGUUGGGCGGCGCAGCCGCAUCGCGCGUCCACCCAGAGCCGCGGGGGCUCUCCCCGCCGUCUCCGCCACCGCCGCCGCUGGAGCGUCCACACACCUGCUUCGACGUCUUCGCCCCGGACUCCCCCUUCGGCCGCUCCGCCUCCGCCGCCUCCCUGUUCAACUGCAACCCCUGGCAGGAGGCGAAGGUGGUCGUGAGUGUCACUGUCGAAGGCAGCGUUGGGCCGGUGAAGGCGAUGGUUCGGCUGGACGGGAGCGUCGGGGAGGCGAUCGCCGCCGUGGUAGAGAGGUACGCGAAGGAGGGGAGAAGCCCACGUUUGGAUCCGGCUGCCGCCGAGGCCUUCCAGCUCCAUCACUCCCAUUUCUGCCUCCAGAGUUUGGACAAAAAUGAUAAGAUUGGAGACGUGGGAGGCAGAAAUUUCUACCUACACAAGAAUGAUGGAUAUAACAGGAUUUACCUCCAGAGUGAAGAAUCUGAUAUAAAUUUGAUUAGUGGUGAAUUUGCACAGAGCUUUGGAGGACAACAGAUUGUUGCUCUAAAUCAUGACCAGUUGUUUGCCAUUGUCAUCAAGAAGCUAGAUAAAAUUGGCAGGGUGACAAAAAGGAUUUGGAGGCUACUAACCUGUAAUUGUACAUGACCUGACCCUGUGGAUGGCUUGGUAAGCAUCCAAGUAGCAGCUUACUAGUUAUAGUAGUCAUAGUAUGGUACAAACCAUAGUAUCAGUAAACCGGUAUGGUGCAUGUGGCACUAUACUUAGGUCUAGCUCAAGAUUUCUCACUGGUGCACGAUCUUUCUUCAGAUUAUUUACCUUGGAGAGGAUGAUAGGUGAAACACCGUACUAGAGGUUUACCAGAUGUCAGCUCCUUUUAACGCCAGCUGACUAUAUUGUGGAUUAUGAGAAGUGUAAUAGGAAAACAAAAGGGUUAGGAAAAGGCUUUUUUUUCUGCUUUGAGAUUUUAAGACUUGUCUUUGGUUAGGCAAUUUCUUCCAAGCAGAGCAGACCAUUAAACAGUAGUAGCAUGUAGGGAAGUUCGAUACAGGACGGUGAGGUUCGUUCAUCGCGUGUGUUUGUUGGUCCUUAUCUGACCCCGAUUGUAAAUUAGGUGUUUUCCACAAUUUAUGCCCACGUGUUCGUUUCGUGUGAAA
Oryza brachyantha (malo sina) is the source of this 1470-nucleotide messenger RNA. RefSeq lists its product as uncharacterized. NCBI's taxonomy places the organism in Eukaryota, Viridiplantae, Streptophyta, Magnoliopsida, Poales, Poaceae. The record is from RefSeq and is a predicted model, not a curated record. The coding region runs from base 113 to 961 and encodes 282 amino acids. The transcript has 3 exons.